CUCGAUUCUCGAUUAGUCCAACAUGGCCGCCGGUCGACUCAGAGUGAGGUUACUUUGGAGGUUAUUUCGAUACGCUCAGCAACUGUCAAACGAGACGUGAGACGUGACACGACGUGAUUCGCGAGUGAACUGAACAUUCAACUCGCGAUUCCGUGAUACCGCAGUCAAAAUGGGGAUCUUCUUCGCAAAGAAGAAGCAACCGAGUCGUGUUACCGAGCAGGACAAAGCAAUCCUGCAAGUGAAACAAGUGAGAGAUAAAAUUAAACAGUACCAGAGAAAAAUUGAACAAAGUUUAGAGAAAGAACGAUUACUUGCAAAAGAACUUUUGAAAAAUGGCAAGAAAGACCGUGCAUUGCUUUUGUUGCGCAAAAAGAAAUAUCAGGAACAAGUUUUGUUACGUGCAGACGGCCAGUUAGAGAAUCUUGAGCGUUUGGUUCAUGAUCUGGAAUUUGCUCAAGUUGAAAUGAAAGUUGUUGAUGGCCUAAAAAUUGGUAAUACUGCAUUAAAACAGCUACACGAUUUGCUGUCUAUUGAUGAAAUUGAAAAAAUAAUGGAUGAAACAAGAGAGGGUAUUGAAAAGCAAAGAGAAAUAGAUGAAAUGUUGUCAUUAACAUUCACUGCAGAAGACAAUAUCGAUGAAAACGAAAUCGAAACAGAAUUAGAUGCGUUGUUGGAAACAGAGAUCAACGAGAAGGCUCCUGAAAUACCAAAGAAUGUUAUACUACCAGAUGUGCCAAAGGAUUUGCCAGAGGAGACUGAAAAACGUACAAAAGAAAAAAUUCAGGAAUCUAUUGCAGUAACGGCAUGAAAAUUUCAGGAAUUUUGACUGGUUUUUGCUGAAUUAAGACUUAUAACUAUGUAUAUAUGUACAGUGAAUAAAAUAUAUAAUAAUUUA
Messenger RNA from Formica exsecta, 895 nucleotides. It is a transcript of the gene Vps20, whose product is annotated as charged multivesicular body protein 6. The transcript is spliced from 3 exons. Gene Ontology annotation, cellular component: ESCRT III complex; multivesicular body. Gene Ontology annotation, biological process: vesicle budding from membrane; late endosome to vacuole transport via multivesicular body sorting pathway. Bases 170 to 808 code for a protein of 212 amino acids. NCBI's taxonomy places the organism in Eukaryota, Metazoa, Arthropoda, Insecta, Hymenoptera, Formicidae. The record is from RefSeq and is a predicted model, not a curated record.